Messenger RNA from Gadus morhua (Atlantic cod), 4814 nucleotides. RefSeq names its product chromobox homolog 2 (Drosophila Pc class) (gene cbx2). The record is from RefSeq and is a predicted model, not a curated record. Gene Ontology annotation, biological process: negative regulation of transcription by RNA polymerase II. The coding region runs from base 53 to 1708 and encodes 551 amino acids. Gene Ontology annotation, cellular component: heterochromatin; PRC1 complex. The transcript is spliced from 5 exons. NCBI's taxonomy places the organism in Eukaryota, Metazoa, Chordata, Actinopteri, Gadiformes, Gadidae.
UCCUCCUGACAAUGAAGAACACUUUGGUGUAGUGAAGAGAGUGAAGACAAACAUGGAAGAGCUCAGCGCCGUCGGGGAGCAGGUCUACGACGCCGAGUGCAUCCUGAACAAGCGGCUGAAGAAGGGAAAGUUGGAGUUCCUUGUGAAGUGGAGGGGAUGGUCAUCCAAGGACAACAGCUGGGAGCCUCAGAAAAACAUCCUUGACCCCCGACUGCUGGCUGCGUUCAACAAGAAAGAGCAGGAGAAGGAGCAGAUCAUGCGCAAGAAAGGGAAACGACCCAGGGGAAGGCCACGGAAAGUUGUUGAGAUCAACGCUGAGGCCACCAAGUCGUCCAGCUCUUCUUCAGGCUCCUCGUCUUCAUCCUCGGACUCCUCCUCGUGUUCCUCCUCUUCCUCCUCCUCCUCCGAGGACGACGAUGACGAUGAUGACGGCGCCAAACAGGUGAGCCCCGGCGUCCGGACGCGAGAGCUUCACCCGGGGCCUCAGAAGAAGGCCCAGAUCGUCGUGGCCAAGCAGGAGCCCCCUAAGAAACGGGGUCGGAAACCCCAGGCCUCCCCGGAGCUCCGGACCUUCCAGCCGAUCAAGGGCCUCCGCAAGAUCGCCUCCAGGGAACCCAUGGCGAUAGAGCCGCCGGGCGCCAUCAGGAAGCCUGCACACCCGGCCGGCUUCUCCUUCCCGGGCUACCCGAGGGCUUCCCCCAGGGAACAGCUUGGUGGAGCGAACAGGGGCGCCCUCAGUCCAGCCGGGGCCGGUCAGACCCCCACAAGCCCCCUGGGGUUGGCGGGCAGGGCGGCCCAGCCCGCCUCUCCGUCCCUGAACCGAUCAGGCCAGAACAGGAACAGCGCCGACGCUAAACUGUCCGUCUCCGUUGCGAGCGGCGUGCCGGUUCUGGCCGGGAAUAAAUCCAAAGGAGUGGCCUCUUUGAGCGUCAACGCCCCCAAGCGGGCGCCACAAGGCUCGGCGCAGCCCCCUCUGGGCUCUCCCCUCAGACAGAGGAAGCCCGACGCCCCCGCGUCGCCAGCUCUACAACGGCUCCAGGCCGGCAAAGCCUCGUCCUCGUUUAACGGCCAAGCCAACAGCCUCCAGCCUCUGAACCUCCAGAGCGGCCGCAAACCGCCGCUGGGGGGAAGCAGCGCUCCAGAGGCCGCGACCGUUCCCGCACAGGGCCUCAGGAACGCCUCGACCCCAGGGGGCAAGCCUGUGGCCGGGCAGCGGCAGGAGCCCGGCUGCGCCCAGACCCCCGUCUCCCCGGCCGGGUCGCUGCCCCGCAAGAGCCAGCCCGGGGCGGCCCAGGUGAGGCCGAGGGGCGAGGCGGGCUCCAACGGAGGGGAGAGGCUCGCCGGCCGGGCCCAGAGCAGGACGGACAAGGGGGACGCGCAGAAAACGGAAACGGUGGCGGCGGCGACGACUGUUCAGGGUAAACGGGACGCGACCGCCGCCGCCAAAGACGGCGGCGGCGGCAAGCAGCCCAAGAGCGGCACGAGCACGGGGGAGGAGGGCAGCAGCUCGGACUCGGACCAGGACUCGUGUUUCCCGGGCAGCGGCCAGCAGGACCUCUCCAUCUCGCUCCAGAGCAGCCAGGAGUGGAAGCCCACGCGCAGCCUGAUAGAACACGUGUUUGUCACGGACGUCACGGCCAACCUGGUCACCGUCACGGUGAAGGAGUCCCCCACCAGCGUGGGCUUCUUCAACAUGAGGAACUACUGAGGCGAGGCACCCACCUUCUGACCUCAAGAAGGUCCCCUCACUUAGACCUCCGAAAUCUGCCUUGUGGGGGGGGGGCGACGCUGAAGCACUGUACAUUUUUAGUGUUGAUAUACACCGAGGGCUGCGGUAAUGCUAAUCCUGUAAACAUUUAACAUUUGUGUAGGUUUGUGGAGUGUUUAUUAAGACCAGCUACCGUCGGGCUAGGCUGUAGCAAUGCUUUCUCUUUCUAGCCGUUCUCCAUCUCUCUCUCUCUCUCUCUCUCAAUAAAUAUUCUUGACGGAUGUUUAAAGGAAAACAUCUUGUAGGGCAACUUGUGUACUUUUAACCUAGACCUUUUUGUUUUUAUAUCAUUUGGAGUCAAACAGACUUAAAGGGAUCUAAAUCCUUUCUUUUUUUACUAAGACCUGUCUUAGCAGACGAGCUCUAACUAGCUGUUGCAAGACAGAGCUGCACUACAAGACAGCAGAUCAGGCUGAGACCGACCGCACGCUGGCAUUCUAGCAUCGACUCCAAAAGUCUGCGCUCUGAGUUUUUGGCUGUACGAAAGUCGAUAACCACAGUAUGCAGAUAAUAGUCACGGCAACGGUGUACGGUGCGAUUACAGUAAUCAAGCAAUUGGCUGCUGUGGUGGUUGUAAUAUUGUCACAACUGCAGUGGAGUGCUACAGAGGAAUGAUAAAGAAGAGCAUUGGGGAGACGGCAGUUUGUUCGCUCAAACACAGGCGUGGCCAGUUGGCAGAUGAAGGCUUCCCACUGCGAGGCGUCCGUGUUCAUUCUGGGACUGUGAUCAGUGUGGAUGAUGGUAGGUUAAGGGAGGUGACUACCUGAAUUACUACGUGGAGUUUAUCAUGUACGAAAUUAUAUAUUUUUUGUGAAAUUUGUUUACUCCUUGGGCUGCAGUGCCAGAGUGGGAACUUCCGCCCACGACAUCCGUGUAUUUUGUUGUGGGUCAGUAGGAAUUUCAGUUAGGCAUAAUGGCCUGGGAGAACAUGCAGAGGAAGAGAUUCCACACAAUGAAGACCACAACAAGGCCCAAUCCUAGUGUAACUGUAUAUAUUCUGUUAAUAGCUGGAACACCAUCUGAGGACACCAGUCAUAUGCUUUUUUUUAUUUUUGUGGUGUAAUAAUUUAUUUAAGUUUAUGAGCCAAAAUGGCCAACAGAAAAUGUAUUGGUCAUCACCAAGCAUUUUUGAAGUCCCCCCCCCCUCCUUCCGACUUGUUCGUUAUAAACUUAAUGUAUUUGACUGUUCCCUUAUCAAAUUCCCAAAUACUACUGCAGAUGAUUGGUUAAAUGUAUGUAUGGACUGCGAGAUAGUCCAACGACAAUAAUUCUUUUUUUUCAUCCAUUCCAGCGACUUUCUCUGCUUUCUUCUGGCUUUAGAUGUACUCUGCUCUCGUUCCAGCAGAGAACCUCCAGCAAUCAUGAUAUAUUUUCUAAACUUGAAACCCUUUUUUUUUUAUCGAAGAGAGUAAAAAAAAAGAAAACAUAGUUACUAUAGAAAGCAUACGCGUUGUGGAUGCAUGCCCUUAUCUUGUCUUGUUGCUUCAAAAAGAGAGUUGAGAUUCCUCUGUGCAGCCAGCAGAGAUAAAAAAUAAAAAAAGAAGGUAGUUUCACUCAUGGGGAGAGUGAGAUAAAGUAUCUGCGGUUCACCCCCGAGUGUAACCUGAUAAGACGUGGUACUGGCCGAAUUUAACACACACACACACACACACACACACACACACACACACACACACACACACACACACACACACACACACACACACACACCUCUGUGUUGACUAUCUUCUAGUAAAAGUGGUAAUAUUCCGGAACAAAGGCGGGGGAUGGGAGGAAGUGAGGGUGGACCCCCAGGGAGUUUAUAUCAGGCCUAAUCAGAGAGACAUUAAGAACUAAUUGGGCUCCUUUUGGAUUUGACAUCCAAAAACACGCAACAAACCCAAAGAAACGGUUCCCACGACAUCUUCCAACCUGAGUAAAAUUAAUAAUGGCAAACCCUAAAGAUGUUUUUUGUUACGUUUGCCAACCGAUUUGGGCACUUCGACACCGGUUGGUAAGUGAACCACGGUUCCUCUCACCAUGGUGUUUGCGUCGUAGAUGCAGCAUGACAGAAACCACAGUAGCGCCGGUGUACUCCUUGUUGAGGGGGAUUCUGCGACAAAGCCCCUGCCUCUGAACUCUAAUCCUCCCAAGCUCUCUGUGGCUUUCUCUCCCUCCUCAAAGCCAACGAUACAAAAGGAGUAAACUCCCAAAGAAAGCUCAGAUUUCAGCUUCCCCACGUUAAGGGGAACACACCGGGCCGGCGGGGCGGUGAAUUCCCCUUUACUGUUCGUUCACUUGAACUAACACUGCAAAUCAGAGGGGAGCGACGCUGCGGAAACUGGUGGUGGUGGAGAGACGGUUGGGGGUUGUUACAGGUGGUUGGCUUUCAAGGCCAGACACUGAAGGGUGAGGGAGCGAGUUGAGGCCGUGUUUAUGUGUUUGUCAUCCGUUUGAAGUGCAGUCAAGUACUCUCUGAGAAGUACCCUCUCUGUCUGUGUAAAGCAUCAGAGCGUUGAUUUCAAGGUUGGAUGGCAAGGUGGCAUGAGGGUUGUUGGAGUGCAUUUUGUUUCAGGGAUAAAAAAAAAAAUGACCCGUGUUCAAUUCCCCGAGAUAGUUGGAUGGUUUGUCUUCUGUACCGCUGUACCUCCUGAAGUGCUUUUAAGCAACACGCUGUCAAACCCCAAAAUAAAUCUUCUGCAAAGGGUUGGGGGAUGCUGGACACAUUGGACUAUCACACCCCCGUUCUCAGGCAUCUCGUCUGGUUUUCAGAAACACAAAUUGUUUUGAUUCCUACUAUCAUGAAGUGCUAUGUUCGACUGAAUAUUUGAGCUGUCAAUAUAUUUUUGUAAUGGAUAUUAAUCAUCUCUGAAGGCUAUUGUGUAUUUUAAAGAAUGUUCAUGUACUAACCAUCUCAAUGUUAUUUUUUUCCUUCCAAAACUAUUUAUUUCAAAGAGUCUGUCAGGGUAGGCUUUUGUUGACUCCUUUUGAUAGAUGUGCUGUGUCACCUUUUUUUUCCAUAUGCUAUACUAAUAAAUAGUACUACUGUGUGUAUUUUUGUACGUUA